UAUCGGGGAUAAUUGUUACUCGAUCGCGCUAGAACUUUGUUCAGCUUCCCCAACAUGCAAGCCAAAGGGCCAUCACACUCAUUCUUGUGAAGGGAGGCCAAUCACUCUCUUUCCUUGACCACCUCAUGAUUCUUCCCCAUGUCAUGAAGGCUCUCCCUUCUACUACAAAAGGCACCUUCGGGACCAUCCCAAUGCGUUCCUUUCGCAGUCCUUUCAGCUCUGCAAUGGGCCAUAACUCUCAGAUCUCCUGGCGCAUUUCUUGCCGCGUAAUGUCUACACGGUUCAGAUCAUUUCCGCACCUCCGUGGCUGCCCCCAGGUUGCGCCCAUCGUAUCCUCGGGGAACUCGGCUUCACGACGCAUCCCAGACGCCCGCCAUUUUGGGCUAGGAAGACCAAGUCUGUAUGCUGGUUAUUCCACAACAAGGAGAUACACUACCCAGUCCAAGAGGGGGAUUUCCGCAGACGAUUAUAUCCAGGAAUUGCAAGAUUUAUAUGAGAUAGCUAAAGACGAGCUAGAGAUCGCGACUGAAUCUACGGAUUCCCUCACCAUCUAUGCCGAAUCCGAUCGUGCAACGCUACGCGAAGCGUUUGACGAUUUAGCGCACGCCUAUGAUGUAUAUACAGGGGCUACUUCAUCCUCGUCUCCGAGCCCCAAAGGGCAAAGUGAAGGAGCUCAAAGGGGCGCUGCGCUAGACUCCAGCGAUAUACCAGUAGAUAUUAGGGAGGAGAUCAAGCGCAGAGUUGGGCAGCGAAUACGAGAAUUAAGAAAUGCCGUGGAAGUCCUUGAGGAACGUUCAAAAUCAGAAUAAUCAAUUGCUCAUUAGACAUCUACCUGAAUAUAUGGACAUGAACAUAUUGCUAGUGAUGCGAUCUUUGAUGUAUGUUUGUACAGAACAUAGUCUCGUAACAAACACAUCAUUGACAUUAUUUAUAUACUGGUUGAGCAUAU
Coccidioides posadasii C735 delta SOWgp is the source of this 949-nucleotide messenger RNA. RefSeq lists its product as uncharacterized. The record is from RefSeq and is a predicted model, not a curated record. Lineage: Eukaryota; Fungi; Ascomycota; Eurotiomycetes; Onygenales; Onygenaceae.